Drosophila willistoni is the source of this 870-nucleotide messenger RNA. Its product is annotated as farnesol dehydrogenase. The transcript has 2 exons. The record is from RefSeq and is a predicted model, not a curated record. NCBI's taxonomy places the organism in Eukaryota, Metazoa, Arthropoda, Insecta, Diptera, Drosophilidae. Bases 47 to 799 code for a protein of 250 amino acids.
ACCACAAGCAGACUUAUUAUUAGUAAACAAAAUAAAACAAGCUAAAAUGAAUCGUUGGUUGAAUCGUGUUGCUGUCGUGACUGGUGCCAGUUCUGGCAUUGGAGAAGCCUGUUGCAAGGAUCUGGUGGCCAAGGGAAUGGUUGUCGUAGCUCUAGCCCGACGUGAGGAGAGACUGGCGAAGCUAAAGGCUUCUCUGCCAGCAGAUCAGACUAAACGUUUCCACACUCGGAAAUGUGAUGUCAGCAAUGAGAAAGAAGUCGUUGAGGCAUUCGUUUGGAUUGACAAGAGUCUUGGAGGAGCCGAUGUCCUGGUGAACAAUGCUGGCAUACUCCGAGACAAUCUGAUAAUAAACCCAAACAACUCCAGCGAUCUUCGAGCGGUCUUAGAAACCAAUAUACUUGGUGUAUCAUGGUGCACACGCGAGGCAUUCCUCUCACAACAACGUCGUAAGGUGAACGAUGGUCACAUAGUGAUCAUCAAUAGUGUGGUUGGACACGGAGUGCCAACGGUUCCUGGGGUCAACUAUAACAUGUAUGCACCAUCUAAAUAUGCCCUCACUGCCAUGACCGAAAUACUACGCCAGGAGUUCCAAAACAAAGGAACUAAGACUAGAAUCACAAGUGUGAGCCCUGGAGCAGUUGACACUGAGAUUGUCACCGAUGUGGUAAAGGAACGUAGUCCUGAUUUUGCCAUGUUGCGCUCCGAAGAUGUUGCCGAUGCGGUUACCUAUUGUAUUCAAACUCCUCCAAAUGUUCAGAUCCAUGAGCUUAUUAUAAAACCCAUUGGAGAGAAGUUCUAAAUAAUUUAAAUUUGGAAAUCUGUAAAUAAUUUAAAAUAAAUAAAGUGUUGAUAAUUUGUUUGUCUCUCAUA